AUGGCUUCUUCUCCGUCUUCUUCUCCACUUUGGACUCUGCAACAACAAAAGAAAGUAGCCCUAAUACUAUAUACAGCGACGCUUUCAUCAUUCAUUGCCAAUUCUGCAGGGUGCCCCUACACCACCAUCUUCAGCUUCGGCGAUUCAAUUACCGAUACCGGAAACCUGUGUUUCAGCUUCCCACUCAGGCGCAGCUGCUCUCCUCCCUACGGAGCAUCCUACUUCGGCCACCCCACCGGAAGAUCCUCCGAUGGCCGUCUUAUCAUUGACUUCAUCGCUGAGUCAUUAAGUAUUCCAUUAGUGAAACCAUAUGAGAGAAUUAAGAAUGGUGAAGCAAGAAAUUGGAAGAAAGAGGAGGGAGUGAAUUUUGCUGUUUCUGGAGCAACUGCGUUGAAUGCAGGUUUCUUUGAAGAGAUAGGUAUUCAUUAUGGCUUUACCAAUGAUUCUCUCAGAGUUCAAUUGGGAUGGUUCAAGGAAUUGUUGCCUUCUAUCUGCAAUUCUUCCUCAAGCUGCAAGACAGUGUUUGAGAAGUCACUAUUUCUGGUGGGAGAAAUUGGAGUCAAUGACUUCAAAACGUGUUUUUUUGAGGGAAGAAGAUUAGCAGAGAUCAAAACUUACGUGCCUCAUGUGAUUAAUAUGAUCUCUUCAACAGUAACUGAUUUGACAGAUGUAGGGGCUCAAACGCUCAUCGUUCCUGGAAUUUUACCACUAGGAUGUGGUGCAAUCUAUUUAACAAGGUUUGAGAGCAACAAUGAGAAGGACUAUGAUGAAUAUGGUUGCUUGAUAUGGUUAAACAAGUUCAUUGAAUACUUCAAUAAGAGGCUUCAGGCUGAAUUAAAUCAACUCAAAGAGCUUCAUCCUCAUGCCAAUAUCAUAUAUGCUGAUUAUUAUAACGCCGCAUUACCACUCUAUCAUUCUCCCAAAAAUUUG
This is a messenger RNA of Neltuma alba, 930 nucleotides long. Its product is annotated as GDSL esterase/lipase At1g28570-like. The record is from RefSeq and is a predicted model, not a curated record. Lineage: Eukaryota; Viridiplantae; Streptophyta; Magnoliopsida; Fabales; Fabaceae. The annotation marks the transcript as partial. Gene Ontology annotation, molecular function: hydrolase activity, acting on ester bonds. The transcript is spliced from 4 exons.